This is a messenger RNA of Amborella trichopoda, 3380 nucleotides long. RefSeq names its product Subtilase family protein. Gene Ontology annotation, molecular function: serine-type endopeptidase activity. Gene Ontology annotation, biological process: proteolysis. The record is from RefSeq and is a predicted model, not a curated record. Lineage: Eukaryota; Viridiplantae; Streptophyta; Magnoliopsida; Amborellales; Amborellaceae.
ACAAGCAUUGCCCAUUAAUGGCCAGCGCAAAUCAUUUCACUCCGCCUUUUUCCCCUUAUUUUUCCCUUUUUUUCGAGUGAAUAAAUUGCCACCUUUUAUUUUCAUCUAUUUUACUAAACCCCACAAUUUUUUUCCCUUUCCUCUCCUAUAAAAUUCACUCCCCUGCCCUCUCCAUCACUGCAACUCUCUCACUGAACCAGCCAUGGCGGUCCCUGUAAACUUCAAGUCCUUUUUCCUGUUCUCUCUCUUCCUCUUAUUGGGUUUUUCUCUCAGUUCACAGACGAGCCAGCAGGAGAAGGAGAAGCCACUGAGCUUCAUCAUAAGAGCAAAGCACGAUGCAAAACCCUCUAUUUUCCCAACUCAUAAACACUGGUACCAAUCCACUCUCCAGUCUCUAUUUUCCAGUGAUUCUUCGCCGGAAAACCAAGUUUCCGGCAACCCAUCAUUGGCAAGCUCGUUCUCCGGCACCUUAAUCCACACUUACAGCACAGUGUUUCAUGGCUUCUCAGCAAAAAUCACACCGUCCAUGGCCAAAAAACUCGAGAAAAUGGCGGGAAUACUCUCUGUGAUUCCUGAUAAAGCAAGGCAACUUCAGACCACUCGAUCUCCUCAAUUCCUCGGCUUAAAGAGAAAGGACACAAUGGGUCUACUCGCCGAGUCAGACUUCGGGUCGAAUUUGAUAAUCGGUGUUUUGGAUACGGGUAUUUGGCCGGAAAGGAGGAGCUUCUCGGAUCGUGGACUCGGGCCGGUUCCUUCAAGUUGGAAGGGCGAGUGUGUUGAAGGACGCGGUUUCUCGGCCAGUUCCUGUAAUCGUAAACUCGUUGGAGCGAGGUACUUCUCGGGGGGCUAUGAGGCGAUGAGUGGCCCCAUGAACGAGACUGCAGAGUACCGCUCUCCUCGUGACUCAGAUGGCCAUGGCACUCACACUGCCUCCAUCGCUGCAGGCCGCUAUGUGUACCCUGCUGACAUGCUCGGCUAUGCCCAUGGUGUCGCUGCUGGUAUGGCUCCAAAAGCCCGACUUGCUGCCUAUAAGGUGUGCUGGACCUCGGGCUGCUUCGACUCUGACAUCCUGGCUGCUUUCGACCGUGCGGUCCUUGAUGGCGUCAACGUCAUCUCCCUCUCUGUUGGCGGUGGGGUCGUUCCAUUUUAUCUUGACUCCAUUGCCAUUGGUGCCUUUGCUGCUGCUCAACACAACAUCUUUGUCUCUGCUUCUGCUGGUAAUGAGGGCCCCGCCGAGUCGACAGUCACGAAUGUUGCCCCGUGGAUCACAACUGUUGGUGCCGGAACGCUCGAUCGGAACUUUCCAGCUGAAAUUUCUCUGGGCAAUGGUGUCAAAUUUUCGGGAGUCAGUCUAUACAGUGGUCCCCAUCUUAGCCAAAAACCUGAGAUUCCCCUGGUUUAUGCUGGAAAUGCCCCUGCUACUGGUGGUGACGGUUAUUCCUCAUCGCUUUGUAUGGAGAACUCGUUGGAUCCCGAGAUGGUCAGGGGCAAAAUUGUGCUGUGUGAUAGGGGGAGCAAUGCACGUGUAAACAAGGGCAUAGUCGUAAAAGAGGCAGGAGGUGUAGGUAUGAUUUUGGCGAACGGGGCAGGCGAUGGAGAGGGUCUGGUGGCGGAUUCACAUGUUCUACCAGCUGCUGCUAUUGGUGCGAAUGCGGGCGAUCUUGUCCGUUCUUACGUCAACUCUGUGAAGAAUCCGACAGCCACAAUUCGGUUUCAAGGGACCCAGCUUGGUGUGCGGCCAGCUCCAGUGGUUGCUUCCUUCUCAGCACGUGGCCCAAAUCCGGUGGCUCCUGAGAUCUUGAAACCUGAUGUCAUUGCACCGGGUGUCAACAUCCUAGCAGCCUGGACUGAUGAUGUAGGGCCUGCGGGGGUCACAUCUGACCGUCGAAAAACCGAGUUUAACAUAUUAUCGGGAACCUCAAUGGCCUGCCCACACGUGUCAGGCUUAGCGGCCCUCUUGAUGGGGGCCCACCCCGACUGGACACCCAGCAUGAUUCGAUCGGCCCUGAUGACAACUGCAUAUGUUAGAGACAAUCGUGGUGGGCCCCACAUGCUCGACGAGGCCACUUGGAAUGCAUCUUCCCCAUUGGAUUAUGGGGCAGGACACGUGGACCCAAACCGCGCCAUGGUUCCAGGCUUGGUCUACGAUCUGACGAUCCAGGAUCAUGUGGAUUUCCUUUGCAGUUCAAAUUAUAGUGCAAAGAAUAUUGAGAUUAUAACUCGAAAGCCCGAGAAGUGCAGCCAAAAAGUUACCCAUGCCGGCAAUUUGAAUUACCCAGCGAUUUCUGCAGUUUUCGAGCGAGUUCCUGGUAGGGCAAAGAUGUCCACACAUUUUAUCAGGACAGUAACCAAUGUGGGGGAUGGGCCUUCGGUUUAUAAGGUUACAGUUAAGGCACCAUUAGGGAGUGUGGUUAGUGUUGAACCAGGGAAACUAGUGUUUACCAAGGUUAAACAGAGGUUAAGUUUUGUGGUUAGGGUUGAGGUUAGGGCUGUUAAGCUUGUGGCUGGGGGUUCAAGGGUUAGUACUGGGUAUGUGACUUGGACCGAUGGGAAGCAUGUGGUUAAUAGUCCUAUUGUGGUCACCUUGCAAGAGCCCUACUAAAACUUGACGCCAGGUUUAGUGUUAGGGUCCUUUUCCUAAAAACAAAAAAGAAAAAGAAAAGAAAGAAUUGGAGGUAAAAUAAGAACUCUAUUGGCUGGGGGUUUUUUUGGGUUAGAUGGAGUUUAGUGUUUUCUUUUUGUUUUUUGGGGAAGUUUUUGGGUUUCCUAUCCUUGGAAUGUUGGUUUUUGGUUAUGUAAAUCUUUUGGGUUUUCUUUUCUUUUAUAAUUUGUUUCUUAGGAAGGUGGGUUUGGCUUUUUGGUGGUGGAGUUUUUAUUUUGUUUCCUUUUUUUUUUUUUCUUUUUGUUCUUUUUCAGCUUUUCUCUCUAUAAAGUGCAUUUUGGGGUUAUCUAGAUUUUACUUUCUUAGGGUUUAUUUAAUUUGUUGCAUUUCCUAUGGAAAACUGAGGGUUUUAUUUAUUUAUUUGUAAGCUAGGCUUUUUUGUUUUAUCUGUUUAGGUCCCAUGUUGAAUGGAAAUAUUGUAUUUGUGUGUAUAAUAUACAGAAGAAAGGAGGGUAAGAGAGAGAUAAUUGGAUGUAUCUUUUGGAUUGUGAUGGGAGACAUGAAGAAACAUGUAUCUGGCUCUAUGAUGAUGUUUCUUUUUUCUGAAAUUUUGGAAAAGAUCUGUAAUUUGGGAUGUUUUAUUUGGAAGAGUAUGGUUUAUGUAUGAAUUACCAUGAAGGAUCAUUCGAUCUAAGACCAUAAUAAGUUGCAAUUUGGUAUAAUGUAACAUUUAGUGUUAAAUUUUAAAAAUUUGUUUGUAAGUAUUGAAAGUAGCAAA